Messenger RNA from Betta splendens (Siamese fighting fish), 2387 nucleotides. RefSeq lists its product as uncharacterized. The record is from RefSeq and is a predicted model, not a curated record. NCBI's taxonomy places the organism in Eukaryota, Metazoa, Chordata, Actinopteri, Anabantiformes, Osphronemidae. Gene Ontology annotation, biological process: inner mitochondrial membrane organization. Gene Ontology annotation, cellular component: MICOS complex; mitochondrion. The transcript is spliced from 9 exons. The coding region runs from base 84 to 1754 and encodes 556 amino acids.
CAGCCUCGUACAGCUGUUUGGCCCUGGUCCCACGCCGUGGGCUCAAGAUUUACGGCGAGCAGGAUCGUGAGCGUGGACCCGGGAUGGGGGGAAACGGGCCGAGCCGCGUGUCGUUGCCGGGUGAAGGCGGAGGAGUCGCGCUGGUGCAGGGAAUCCGGCUGUCAGACAAAGUCAUCCACCGGAUGAAACGGACGUCACCCUCUCGGAGUGAAGGUCCUCUGAAAGACACUCCAGUCUCCGCCCCCUCUGCUGAGCCCCUGCUACCCGUGGAGACACCACCUCCUCCUCCAUUACUCCCCACUGCACCACCUCCUCCUCCAUUACUCCCCACUGCACCACCUCCUCCUCCAUUACUCCCCACUGCACCACCUCCUCCUCCAUUACUCCCCACUGCACCACCUCCUCCUCCAUUACUCCCCACUGCACCACCUCCCCAGGAGGCCACACCAGUAGAACCUGUAAAACUCACCCCCCCUCCCCCUGUGAAGUUUCACUCCCUUCCUCCUUCAUCUGCCUCCCCUCCACCCCCUCCGGAGACCAAACCUCCACCUCAGACCUGCCCAGCCUCAGCCCCGCCUCCAUCCACACCUUCUCCUGUGGAUCCUUCGCCUGCUGCUACACUUCCUCACCCCCCCAAAGCCUCUGUGCCACAACCCCCAUCUACGCCACCUGCAGCAGAACAUCUAUUGAACGCUCCAUCUGAACCAUUACCUUCACCUGUUCCCACUGAACACGUGACUCCAUCUGCUGCUGAAGCGGCUGCUGUUGAUCCAGCUGUUUUUGAGUCUCCGUCAAAGAAGCUUCUCCACCCUUCACCCACUGUUGAAUCUAUAACAGCUGACACCAUAGCUACACACUGUCCUGCUGAUUCCACAGUGGAGCCUCCUGUGCCUCCAGCGCCUCCAGUUGAUUCAUCUCAUCCAUAUGAACCGGCUCCUCCUCCACCUCCUCCAGACUCCCCCCUGCCCACUCACUGUGUGGAGCUGGCCCUUAUACCUGCUGGUGCACCUGCAAAUGAACCCACGGUAGAGUCUGCAGAACCCCAUCCCCCCGAACCCGUUUCACCUCCGGAGGAGCCCACUCUGAGCCCUUCUUCACCUCCUGUUGGGGAUGAAACUGUCACUGCAGAACCUCCAGCUGCAGCAGGUAAGUCAGUGUUGGAGGAAAGCCUGAGAAAGAAGAUCUGGGAGGAAAUGCAGCAGAGUCUGGAGGAGGAGAUCAACCAGAAGAGGCAGGAGCUGCAGCGACAGCUGGAGGAGAUGAGGGCUCAGGCCGAGGCCGCGGCGGCGGCUCGGGCUCGGGUGGAGCAGCGGGUGAAGCAGACGCUGGCAACAGAGAGGGAGGCGCACACGGAGAAGCUGAGCGACUCCAUCAUGAAGGAGCGAAUGAAGACGCGAGACGAGGAAAUCAUGGUGCAGCUUUAUAGGAUGGAGCAAAAGGCUCAUCAGCUGGAUGAGAAGAAGAAAGAGCUGCAGAAACGAGGCGCUGUCUGCAAGGAGCGCGUAGCAACGCUUGAAGCAAAGUGUGCUGAGUUUUACAAAGUGACUACGGAAAGUUUCCAGAAGGGCAAAGAAGAGACACACAGUCGUUUCGCCCGUUUCAACAUUGAGCCAGUUUGUGGAGACCUGCAGAGUCAGAUAUUGCGCUGCUACAAGGAGAACCCAGGAAGGACCCUGUCCUGCUCGCGCAUCGCCUCUGCAUACAUGCAGUGCGUGGACAACGCAAAGAAAAAAAAACUGAGCACUGGAGGUUAAGAUGGACGACCUAAGGAUGACAACUGUGCGUCAUAGUUACAGAAGCCAUAGGAGAAAACGCAUUGAGCCUUUUAUGUGUUGAGAAGAGUAAUGCACCUUGCACCUUUUUAAAUUUAGGCUGGUAUUCUGGUCUCUUAGACGUAGCCCUGGCUUGAAACCUCCCUGGUUCACAGGAUCAUUUUAUAAGUGACUGUUAAAUCCAAUAACAACAGCUUCUAAGUAUCAGUCUGAGGAUUCAGGUGAAUCCUGGUUCAUCAUUAAGUGCCUACUACCAGACUGCACAUGGAUGAAACGUGUGGAACACAGACGUGCAUAAGAUGAACUGUGUGUUUAGUUGAAGCUCGUCUUCCUCUUUCUUCCUCAAGCUGCAAGGUGCAUUUCAAACUGGUCUCAACGACUCUGUUCAGUGAAACAAUGAGCUUCUUAACUGAUGUGGGUUUUUGUCCUCAAGUAAAUUAAGCAGGAAUAUGUUUCGUGUCUUAAUGCGGGGCAAUGCUGUCAAAGUCGACCCGGACUCAAACAUCCCGACAGAUGUGCACGUUCUACAUUUACUUCCACCUCUGUCUGUAUCUGUGAUGGUGCUUGUUAUGCAAAAACACCGGUCCCAAAAUAAAUUUGCACACUUUCUACAAA